Messenger RNA from Lethenteron reissneri (Far Eastern brook lamprey), 1492 nucleotides. It is a transcript of the gene MPC1, whose product is annotated as mitochondrial pyruvate carrier 1. Gene Ontology annotation, biological process: pyruvate import into mitochondria. Lineage: Eukaryota; Metazoa; Chordata; Hyperoartia; Petromyzontiformes; Petromyzontidae. The record is from RefSeq and is a predicted model, not a curated record. Gene Ontology annotation, cellular component: mitochondrial inner membrane.
UCCGUGCUCAGCUGCCAGAGGUGGACGAGACCCGAACCGCAAGACUUUGACGGCGCUAGCGAGACGUUAACGAACCAACAGCCAUGGCCGGGAUCAUCGGGCGCAAAGUCAGCGACGUGUUCAGGAGCAAGGAAUGGAGGGACUACUUCUGCAGCACACACUUCUGGGGGCCUGUUGUGAACUGGGGUCUCCCUCUGGCAGCCAUCAAUGACAUGAAAAAGAGCCCAGAGAUCAUCAGUGGACGCAUGACCUUUGCCCUGUGCUUGUACUCGCUGCUGUUCAUGCGCUUCGCGUACAAGGUGCAGCCGCGGAACUGGCUGCUCUUCGCCUGCCACUUAACCAACGAGUCGUGCCAGCUCAUUCAGGGUGGCCGCCUCAUCCAACACAACAUGCAGAAGGAGAAGGCCCUGAAGCAGCAAUAAGACGCACGUGGGUUCGCGUGUAGCUGCUGUGGGGUCUCGGUGCACGCGCGAGCCAGACACACUCCGGUCGUCACAGCCCAACGCCGACGUCUGCCCAGAUUCUACUCCCAAGACCGGCUCAGCCACUCCGACUCUACACCUCCAACUCUCCUCCCCUCCCCUCCCCGAAAACUAAAUCUUAAGCGGAAACUCAUUCUGGCAACGGUUUGUAGGAAUAAAUCAAUAAUUUUCACACACAAAUUGAUUUUCUUUCAAUAAAAAUGCACAAAGCCUGGCUUGUUACGACGCAGGAAUGACGUUUUGAAAACAUUUGCGGUGUUUGUGUUUGUUAAUGUCUGCAACUGCACUGUCCCUCCAUAAGACCGUUUUUAAAUCGCGAAUGGUUAACAUUUAGCGCGGCAUUAUAUGCUGACACGCGCACAUAUCUUCCGUUAAGCAUUUUUAAUUGUUUAGAAGACCCACGGUUGUAGCUUCAUUUUUUUCCCCCCCCAGCAACCUCAAUUAAACUCCAAACUAUGACUACUGCGGAGGUCUUCGUGGUUGUGCUGCGCAGCUCUCGAUGUGUUUUCUGGGUCGUUGCACGCGACGUCUGACGUUUUGCUCCACGCGCCGGUAGCUUGUGGGAACUGAACAUUCAAUCGAGUGUUUAACUUGCGCCAGCACGUGGCACAUAACGUUGGACAUGUGCCAAUCGAAUGCAAUGUGGUACAAACCGAAAAUGCUUGAGCGCUACACCAUUGCAAUUUGGCCGUUUUUAAGAGGUUAAAUGUCAAUUGAUGCUCCACAAUAUAAGUGGUGAAAGUUAAUGUUCACACGAUAUGCAUGCACACAUGUUUAGUGUAUAGUGUAAUAUAAUGGAGUGUUUAGUGUUCGUGUGUGCGCAUGCAUAUGUGCGUGUAUCACUCGCCAACGCAGAGGCUAAUCCACACCAUAAUAAAUCCACACCAUGUUAUUAAAUGAGCGCUCGCACGGAAGUUUAUCUGUCAUGGACUUGGAGUUUGGGCUUGGCUUCGUGUGUGCUGGAACAGGACAAUGUUUGUCAGUCAUAAAAAAUAAAAGGUGUGUCCACA